Messenger RNA from Quercus robur (English oak), 983 nucleotides. Its product is annotated as phenylcoumaran benzylic ether reductase Betv6-like. Gene Ontology annotation, molecular function: oxidoreductase activity. Bases 6 to 980 code for a protein of 324 amino acids. Lineage: Eukaryota; Viridiplantae; Streptophyta; Magnoliopsida; Fagales; Fagaceae. The record is from RefSeq and is a predicted model, not a curated record. The transcript is spliced from 6 exons.
AUCAAAUGGCUCAGAAAAGCAAGAUUUUGAUAAUUGGAGGCACAGGCUACAUAGGAAAAUUCAUAGUGGAAGCAAGCGCAAAGGCUGGUCAUCCCACCAUUGUUCUGGUCAGAGAGAGCACAGUCUCUGAUCCUGUUAAGGGAAAACUUGUUGAGAAUUUCAAGAACUUGGGUGUCACUUUGCUCCACGGAGAUCUUCACGACCAUGGGAACUUGGUGAAAGCAAUUAAGCAAGUGGACGUGGUGAUAUCAACCGUGGGUCACGGGCAAUUACAAGAUGAGUUCAAGAUCAUUGAUGCCAUUAAAGAAGCUGGUAACGUUAAGGUUCAGAAAGAGAGAGAGACAGAUUCUAUUUGUUGUUUUGUUUUUCAGAGAUUCUACCCAUCUGAAUUCGGAAAUGAUGUGGACCGUGUCCAUGCUGUGGAGCCAGCGAAGAGUGCAUUUGCUGCCAAGGCCAAAAUCCGACGUGCCAUUGAGGCUGAAGGCAUUCCCUACACUUAUGUCUCGUCCAACUAUUUUGCUGACUAUUUUCUUCCUACCUUGGCGCAGCCAGGAGCCACUACUCCUCCUAGAGACAAAGUCAUUAUCCCCGGAGAUGGAAAUCCCAAGGCAAUUUUUAACAAGGAAAGUGACAUUGGAACCUAUACCAUCAGAUCUGUGGAUGAUCCAAGAGCAUUGAACAAGAUACUCUAUCUCAAGCCUCCCGGAAACAUUUACUCACUCAAUGAGCUUGUUGCCCUUUGGGAGAAGAAGAUUGGAAAAACUGUAGAGAAAAUCUAUAUUCCGGAGGAAAAGUUUUUGGAGGACAUCAAAGAGGCCCCAUUUCCAAUCAAUGGGAAAUUGUCAGUCUUCUACUCAGUCUUUGUGAAGGGUGAUCACACUAACUUUGAAAUUGAGCCAUCAUUUGGUGUGGAGGCUUCCCAGCUAUACCCAGAUGUCAAUUACACAUCUGUGGAAGAAUGCCUCAACCAAUUUGUUUGAAAA